AUGAGGAUGAAACAGAGGAGUGGGUCGUAUGUCUCCUCGUACAGCACGAGGGAGACCGAAGUUGCGGAUAUCCUCGUGGAGUUCGGAAGUCUUGUACGGGAAUUCGAGUGCGGCUGCGGAACCCGGCCACUGUCGUGGGGUCGGAAGAAAAAGAGAUCUGCGAUUGGUGUUAAUCCGAAAGCAGAAGAAGCUUCAAGUCCCGCAACCCCUCUCUCCUUCUCUCCCAGUGAAUCCGAUGAAAACCCUUCCUCUUUCUUCAGGAGAAACGUUUCUGUCAAGAGGAAGAGAGAACACUGUCUGAAGACUAUACAGGAUUUGACCAAAGCCAACGAUUUGCUCUCAGGGGAGAUAAAGAACGUGAAGAGUUACUUUGACAAGUUGAAAGACACGAAUCUGAAGUUGAAAGCAAUGAAGCAAAAGCUAAGUAAUGGCCCAAGUCAAGGUGUUAUCGUACAGAAGCAACCGCAACCGCAACCACAACUGCAAUUCCCCGCUGUGGCGCAUCACCCACCGAUGAUCUUUAAUCAGACGGCUUGUGGAGUCGCAACGACGUCGUUGGGAGUACCAUCAUCGAGUAGUAACGAUGUGGGCCCAAUUGGAAUUCCCGAUCUGAACCUGCCACUCGACGAGUCCAUGACAAUGGAGUUUUGUGAAUCGUUGGAUGUGAACGUGAACGUGAGUGUGGCUAACAAGAAUCUGAGUAGGGCCAUGGCAGCUCAGGCUCGCCAGAAUAGGAUUCACAUUUACAGGUUCAAGAAUUCAAUAGGAGUUAGUAGUAAACCCCGUUACUCUUGUAGAUGA
Molecule: messenger RNA, 801 nt
Organism: Sphenostylis stenocarpa
Lineage: Eukaryota; Viridiplantae; Streptophyta; Magnoliopsida; Fabales; Fabaceae
Source: the annotation of a GenBank genome assembly